Molecule: messenger RNA, 1418 nt
Organism: Ectocarpus sp. CCAP 1310/34
Lineage: Eukaryota; Phaeophyceae; Ectocarpales; Ectocarpaceae
Source: the annotation of a GenBank genome assembly
UGACAGCCCACAGGCAGUUUCCAAGAGGCUCAUGCUAACCGAACCCGUGGAGUACUCAGUAACCCGUGCGGCCUCUUGCCACACAUUGAUGGGCUGCCCUUCUCUGCGCUGAAACAAAACACGGUUCCCUUCCAGUCAAGUGCCUUUUCAGGAACAACCUAAAACCGUGAUAUCAAUGGCACCCUCGGAGGCUCCGCUCAAUGCGGAGGCAGUAGCCCGCGCCGUGACCGGCCUCCCUUCAGCGGUGUUCGUCGGGGGCGUGAGCGGGGCUCUCGACGCGGAAGCGAGUGCCUUGGCGGACAAGCUAGACCCCAAGCUGGAGGAGAUCAAGACCGAUAUCAACGCCGCUUUGGAGGUGUGCCACUCCGGGAACGAGCCGUCUGCUGCGGAGUGGCAAGACGACGUCGAGACCCUACGAUCGGGCGUGCGGUCGAUCAAGACCAUGGCGGUGAGCUUGCUGAACAACACGUACGUAGCGCCUCGGGCACAAGAGCGCCUUCAUCGAGAGCCCUCCCUGUCGUCCUUCGGAGGUUCAACGAGGGCCGGAGGCGCAUUAGGGCACCCUUCCACGGACCAAGAGUUCGUCCUGGAGUUGUAAUUUGUUUUCAGUUUGCCGAGUUUCUGUUGUAUAAAUAUGUUUUCUGUGUGGUUGGAGUCUGUCAUCUGUAGUUAUACCCCCCCAAGGCGUACCAUUCGGUGUUGUUGGUGUGGGUGGUUGAUGGGCAAGUCUACACUGGUGCUUGCAAACAGAUAGUCGAUGCCUUCAACCGAUUUGCUUCAGACCCAAUGCGGACGAAACUUGUCUGAAAAAUUGUGCUUUUGAACGAGGAGGAAUUGGAAUGGAGGUCCAGCGAAUCGAAAAUCCCUUCACGUGUAUAGGGGUUCCUGUUACAGCAGGGAUUCGUCUUCGACAGGCGUCCUAGGUAGCUUGCACCUCGGGGUGAUUUGCAUACGAUCAGGAACGUGAAUGAGCGUGAAUUUUGGGUCUGGAGGGGGGAAGAAGAGCCCAGCACCCAGAAAGGAGUUGCUUUGCUUGAGCAGCAGCCACUGCUCUGCACCUGCACCAGACGGCGUUUGAUUGGCGACCAGGUUUUCAAGUGGGGUAGCUGCUGUCGCAGCAGAUAUUAUUCCAUGAUUUAGUGUGCAUGUUUGUCCCAUCUGACACUACUGCGCACCUUAUGGUGUGCCUGUUGGACGCAUGCAGAGCAGUCGAGGACACACAGGAAGGUAUUAUAGCACACUAGUAAAAGCGGGUCGCGGAGCGCGAAGAGCGACAUGUGUUUCCUUCGUCCCCAGGAGGGAAAAAAGGCUAAGUAUUUCGGCCAAAGUUGCGCCGCACGAUGCAGGGGCCCCAAAACUUGGUUUCCGUGAGGCCGAUAUUAUAACCCAACCCACUUUUGGGACCAGAACGACAUCUA